Molecule: messenger RNA, 1875 nt
Organism: Ictalurus furcatus (blue catfish)
Lineage: Eukaryota; Metazoa; Chordata; Actinopteri; Siluriformes; Ictaluridae
Product: trace amine-associated receptor 13c-like
Exons: 2
Coding region: 63-1193 (376 amino acids)
Biological process (GO): G protein-coupled receptor signaling pathway
Cellular component (GO): membrane
Molecular function (GO): G protein-coupled receptor activity
Source: RefSeq, a predicted model, not a curated record
AAAGGCCCCAGCAACAAAUCCACUUCACUUUGACCCUUCAAUAAAGGGACUAAUAGUACAAAAUGGCAUCAGUGACGGCAAACCUCAGCUUGCCCUGGGGUGUCGGUGUGCUAAUCAAUGUUUCUAAUCACACAUCAGCUGGAUCUCCAGGAGUGACUCGUUCUCCAGAGCCUCCCUGCACCAUGUGCUGCUGUGGAUUACUGAACCGUACACUGACUGUAGCGUUUAUGGUCGGCCUGGCCUUCGCCAUUGUCGUCGGCAACAUGGUGACGCUCACAGUGUUCAUGCAGACGCGCCAGUCCCGCACACCACAGGGCUACCUCAAAGUAUCUCUGGCCAUAGCUGACAUGAUGGUCGGCAUGGUGGUGGUGCCAUUCUCCAUUUACACUGAGAUAUCCAUCAUGGUGACCAGCACCCCUCCUAUGUGGUACCAGAGUGGAUCUAUGGUCUCAGCACGAGAUGUUUCCAGCUCCUGGCAGCCCUGCAUGAUGAUCGGCCCAAUGUUCGCUGGCUGCACUUUCGUCUCUAUCAGCACUAUCUUCUUGAUGACUGUGGAGCGCAGUGUGGCCAUCUUAUGGCCAUUACAGAAAGAUACACUCGUGACCCGGCGGCGGACUUUGCUCCUGAUCCUCGCCUCAUGGACUGGCAGCUUCCUGCUUGCGGUGUCGCCCCUAAUCUUGAGCAGCAGCUUUACUAUGGAGUACAAUGAGUGCAGUCGGAUGUGUAUCUAUGUCCCGCUCGUGGUGGGUCUUCAGUUGCCGGCUGACACCAACAUAUUGCUGCUAUUUCCAGCCUUUGACUUCACACUCCUGGGCAGCACUUUGAUUGUUAACAUUCUGUCGUUCACUAGAAUCUGCCGCUACACACGCAAGCGCAAGCUCCUCUCAGAGGGGCUUGAGGGAGGCGCAAGCACCUGCUCCUACAAACCCUCCUUUUCAGACAUCAAGGCAGCCAAAACUAUUGGCAUCCUCACCUUUGCUUUUUCCGCUUCAUUCUCACCCAUUGCCAUCUUUGUGCUGGGCGACGUGGUUGGCUACACCUGGUGCAACUUCUCCUUCUUCGCCUUCUGGAUCCUGGCAGGGAACAGCUGCUGUAAUGUGAUUAUCUACAGUGUCAGGGAUCAUCGCUUUAGGAAAGGGGUGUCGCUUCUUUUUCAUAGGGACCGUUCGCCACCACACUCUGAGAAGAGCUAACAUUUCCAAGUAUAGACUCAAUCCCAGGUCUACCUACAUCACCUACACUUUUUGAUUCCUGAUCAUGUGCCCAUGAGGAUGGUGGGGUCCUUUCAGGAAUUUUUUCACCUGGCUUUUGAAAAGCCAAAAAACAAAUCAACUCCAGGGAUUGUGGCUGGAUUUGCUUUUUGUAUAUAAAGAAUUGUUGUUAUUGCUGGUUAAAUUUUUAUUAUAGAUUUGUCAUGACAUCAUUGUUGAGUGGAAUAUUUAUUCCAUUUUACAAAGACAUGCCUGGGGAAACCUUUCACACGGUCAAAUUUUUACUUCUUUUUUUUUUUAACUAGAAUAUAUAGUUACUGAACUGAAAUAUGUUGCAAUUUCGGAAGUGUAUCCAUCAGUAGUAACGAUCUAACAUUUUAAAGUCUGGUUACACAACAUGAUCUUUUCAGUCAGACGCCAAGGCAAUAAAACUUUUCCAUGUAGUCGUGGUUAAAUAUAUUUACGUUUUCUUUUCUAAUUUAAUACAGCAACUUUCUUCAAUGGAAGGGAUAAGACUCAUGGAAAAUCUCACCUUUUGUACAAAGGACUUAACAAAUCACUAAUUUGCUUAGAUUUAAAUAGAGACCUAUACAUAGUGCAGAAUCUUGAAUAUUGAAUAAACAACAUGUUGCACAUCUCCUUUUUUGUUGUUUUAGAAUUUUCU